UUCACGAUCCGUUAACCGAAAAUUCCGGGGAAGUAAAUUCCGACGAAGGAUUUGGUGGGGAAAAUGAACAGAAAUCAAGCUUUGUUGUCGGGCAACCCAACACGGCUCUAAUGUCGGCGUACCUAAUGUUUGGAACGUUUAUCAUUGCGUACAAACUGAAAGGGUUAAAAUUAAGUAAUCUCUUUCCGAAAAAGAUUCGCCACAUUCUUUCCGAUUUUUGCGUCCCGGCAGCAAUAAUCUUUAUGGUGAUAGUAGAUUACAAUUGUGGCGUAAAGACAACGAAAACUCAAGUUCCUUCCGGUCUUAGUCCUACCAUACCGGAAAAGAGGGGUUGGGUCGUGUCACCUUUUGGGAUGGAGAAACCAUUCAAUUAUUGGAUGCCGGUGAUCACGAUAUUACCCGGGGGCCUCAUUUUUCUUAUUAUGUUUAUGACAGUGGAAAUUUGCGAGAAAAUUUUACUAACUCGGGGAGGUUUUAAGAAAGGAUUCGGCCUUCACUGGGAUCCGAUUGUGCUCGCAGUGACAAAUUUGGGGUGCGGAAUUUGUGGCCUUCCCUGGAUGAGUGUUGCCGUGUUGAGAGCGUUCGCCCAUGUUGAGGCGCUGACGGUAUACUCGAAAAACAAUCCGCCCGGAAUGCCACCAACUAUUGUGAAAAUUCGGGAGAACCGUCUCUCCGGACUGUUCAUGAGUAUAGCGAUGGGGGCUUCGGUCUUUCUAGCGCCAGUUUUGAAACUGAUACCCGUUCCGGUUUUGUUCGGGAUUUUCCUCUUUAUGGGAGUAACUUCUUUCAAACCUACGCAAAUUUGUGAUCGAAUCGUGCUAUUUUUCACCUCGAAGGAUGCUCACCCUCAAACUGUAUAUGUUCGGCGGGUCCCUCCUUGGAAAAUCCACAUGUACACUGCUAUCCAAAUAAUGACCCUGGUAUUCCUCUGGGUGGUUAAGUCAAUUAAGGAAAUUGCAAUUUUCUUCCCCAUAGUUUUGAUGCUACUUCCCCCAAUCAGGCAGUCGUUAAAAUUCCUAUUUACCGAGGCGGAGCUGGACGCGCUUGACAAUGAAACCUGCCCAGUCCCUGCCCAACUAACAGUACUUUCGAGUAAACCGACAACCAAUCAUCAAUCAUGAUUUGUCGUAGAAUAAUGAAACUGUGCAAAUAAUACUGUGCAAGUCAUUUGUAGUCUUGGUGAUAACCUCAGAUGCUCACAAGCUUAGUGCUCUUAAACAUAUAAAAUUUUCAGAAAACAAUAACAUCUCGUAAAAUCCUGCUAACAAACACCAGACCGUAAAAAAUACUAUAAAAUUAUAAAUACUCUUCCAUUAAGGUCAUUCCUUAAUCGAAUUUAUGGCAGUAAAAUAUAAAAGAUAAUGACAACCGUGGGUUUAAGGAAGUAUGUGAAUAACAAUCGUUGUAAUUUGAAGCAAUAAAGUGCACAAUGUAAAAGA
This is a messenger RNA of Folsomia candida, 1439 nucleotides long. RefSeq names its product anion exchange protein 2-like. Gene Ontology annotation, cellular component: plasma membrane. Gene Ontology annotation, molecular function: solute:inorganic anion antiporter activity. Gene Ontology annotation, biological process: transmembrane transport; bicarbonate transport; regulation of intracellular pH. NCBI's taxonomy places the organism in Eukaryota, Metazoa, Arthropoda, Collembola, Entomobryomorpha, Isotomidae. Bases 111 to 1121 code for a protein of 336 amino acids. The record is from RefSeq and is a predicted model, not a curated record. The transcript has 6 exons.